AUGUCGAGACAAGGGCCGAAUCAAAAUAAACUAAAUCAUGGUAUUAAAGGUCAAUUUAUUGUAGAACAUAAUCAAAAUCAAAAUCAAAAUGUGAACGAUGUCAUUAAAGAUAUUAGGGGAAAGAUAGAAAUUGAACAGAAUAUCAUUCAAGGAUAUCAAGAUGUCAAAAAAAGUUCUCAAAAUACAGAGGUGAUUCAAAAGUGUAAAUCAAAAAUCAUUGAAUCUCAAACAUUAAUCGAUUACUACCAAGAAUCCAUCAACAAAUUGAUUAGACAACUGCAAAAAUCAAAAAAUAAAAUAAAUACCAAUUCAUCGGAUGAUAGAAGUUCAGUAAUAUCAGAAUACAAACCAAAUUAUUCUAGAUUUGAUUUAAUAAAGUAUGAAUGUCCUUCUUUGGGUCAUAAAAUUCAACAUAUGAUACAACAACUACAAUUUAAACUACAAGUAGAAAAUCAAUAUAAAGAAGCUAAUCAAAAAAUUUCACAUUUGUAUUUAUUAGAUGGUGAUAAAUCAUCUUCUAAUGCGGCUGAAGGUGGUAAAGCUGAAAGUGACCAAAGGAUCCAAUUAUUAGAAAAAGCUUUGAAAAAGUAUCAAAAUUUCAAUAUCAACUCAGAAGAUUUUAAUAGAGAUUAUGAAAUGAUGGAUACACCUAAACAUACGAGGAAACCUUUAAGUGGUAAAUUGAGUAUUGGUAUUACUUGUGUUAGAGAUGUUGAUCAUAUUGCUACUGCUGGUUUUAAGAAAAGGGAAACAAUUAUUACUAUUAAGAUCGAUGAUGUCGAGAAAGCAAGAACUAAACCUUCUAAAAAUGAUAACUGGAAUGAAGAAUUAAUCAUAAAUGUCGAUAAAAGUCAUGAAAUUGAAAUUUCAGUAAUGGAUAAACAAGGAUCUAAUUUUGCUCCAAUUGCAGUGAAUUGGCUUUCUUUAUUUGACUUGGCAGAAGAAAUUCGUAAAAAGAAAGUUGCUAAAGAUCAAGGUGCAAGUGGUUGGUUACCUGCUAGUAAUUUACCUCAAACAAAUGGAAAUAAUGGAAAUACUGGAUAUGGAGGGGUUAAUGAUGCUUCGAACUUAUCUCUAUCAUAUCAACAACAGAACAACAUCUCACCAUCAAAAUCACCAAGUAAACAUGACACCAAUGGAAAUGAAGAUCCUAAUGACAAUCAAAAAGUUUCAGUUAAUACUUGGAUUAGUUUAGAACCUUGUGGUCAAAUGCUUAUUAAUCUUAAUUUUGAAAAAUCAAUAUCUCAAGGUAAACAAUUUAGAGGUCCAUUAGGACGUCAUGGUGCUAUUCGUCAAAGAAAAGAAGAAGUUUUUGAACAACAAGGUCAUCAAUUUGUACAAAAGCAGUUUUAUAAUAUUAUGUGUUGUGCACUUUGUGGAGAAUUUUUACGUUAUACUGGAUUUCAAUGUCAAGAUUGUAAGUUUUUAUGUCACAAAAAAUGUUAUCAAAAAGUUGUUACUAAAUGUAUUUCAAAAUCUGGUGCUGAUUAUGAUGCUGCGCAAUUGAAACAUCGUAUUCCACAUAGAUUUGAAGCUAUUACAAAUCAUGGUACCAAAUGGUGUUGUCAUUGUGGUUAUUUAUUACCAUGGGGUAAGAAGAAUGCAAGAAAAUGUUCUGAAUGUGGUGUAAUGUGCCAUGCUCAUUGUACUCAUUUGGUACCAGACUUAUGUGGUAUGUCAUUACAAAUGGCUAAUGAAAUUCUUGCAACAAUUAAAUCAACAAAAGUUUCACCAAAAAAACCUAAGCAAAUUGCUCAAGAAACAGGUUAUGCCUCACAAGAACCUAAGUAUUACCGUCAACAAGAAUCUGAAAAAACAUUACCACCAAAACCACCUGUACAUCGUUAUCCUGAGACAGAAUCGACCCAAUCGUCAAAGGAUUUAUCAGAUGAUGAAAUUGAAAAAGAAUAUGAUUCAAGAUUACCAACUACCACUCAAAAAUCAUAUCAACAACCAAUAAUUGAUUCACCUUAUGAUCCAAAUGCAAGAACUAAUAGACGUCGUCCGCCGUUUGAAGAACAACCAUCAUUAGCUCAAUUUAGAACAGCAUCUCAUCCAAGAGUACAACCUCCACAGCUCCAACAACAACAUCAAGAUCAACAACAACAACGUAAACCAUAUGAUACUAAUGGUCGUGAAGCUAAACAUGCUCAAAUUGGAAUACCUGAUAUUUCUAUUUCAAAAGAUGAAUUUAAUAAUUUUGAUUAUCACAACCAUAAUACAGAACAUCAAAUAAUAUCUCAGGAAGAAUCAAAAGAAUUUGUUAGUCCAUUCAUUGAUCAACCUCAAAUAUUAAAACAACAAGAACUACAACAACAAGAUGUUAUUCCUGAAUUACAACAACAAGUUGAUCAAAUUCAAAUUGAAACUAAACCAAAUCAUCAAAAAACCCAUUCAGUUGGUACAACAUCAACAACAAAUGGUAGUAGUAAUAAUAAUAAAGUAACUAAACAAAAACGUCGUAGAAGAAAAGUUGGAUUAGAUGAUUUUCAAUUUUUAGCAGUUUUAGGUAAAGGAAAUUUUGGAAAAGUUAUGUUAGCAGAAUCAAGACAUACAUCAAAAUUAUGUGCAAUAAAAGUUUUAAAAAAAGAUUUUAUUGUUGAAAAUGAUGAAAGUGAAAGUGUUAAAAGUGAAAAAAGAGUAUUUUUAACAGCAAAUAAACAAAUGCAUCCAUUUUUAUUAAAUUUACAUUGUUGUUUUCAAACUGAAAAUCGUAUAUAUUUUGUAAUGGAAUAUAUUUCAGGUGGAGAUUUAAUGUGGCAUAUUCAAAAAAAUAGAUUUAGUGCAAAAAGAGCAAAAUUUUAUGCAUGUGAAGUUUUAUUAGGUUUAAAAUAUUUUCAUGAUAAUGGUAUAAUAUAUAGAGAUUUAAAAUUAGAUAAUAUUUUAUUAACAACAAAAGGUCAUAUUAAAAUUGGAGAUUAUGGAUUAUGUAAAGAAAAUAUGUGGUUUGAAAAUAAAACUUCAACAUUUUGUGGAACUCCAGAAUUUAUGGCUCCUGAAAUUGUUGCAGGAAAACAUUAUGAUCGUAGUGUUGAUUGGUGGGCUUUUGGAGUAUUAUUAUUUCAAAUGUUAUUAUGUCAAUCUCCAUUUAAAGGUGAUGAUGAAGAUGAUAUUUUUAAUGCUAUUGAACAUGAUGAAGUUAAAUAUCCUAUAAGUUUAUCAAGAACAACAGUAUUAAUAUUACAAGCUUUAUUAACAAAAGAUCCUUCACAAAGAUUAGGUUCAUCAAAAAGAGAUGCAGAAGAAAUUAUGGAACAUUUAUAUUUUCAAGAUAUAAAUUUUGAUGAUGUUUUAAAUUGUCGUAUUCAACCUCCUUAUAUUCCAGAAUUAAGUUCAGAACAUGAUUAUUCAAAUUUUGAUCAAGAAUUUACUUCUGAAACUCCAAGAUUAACUCCUGUUGAAACUGUUUUAACUUCUGAAAUGCAAGAACAAUUUAGAGGUUUUAGUCAUAUUUCUGAAGGUGCAAUGGUUUAA
Lodderomyces pseudojiufengensis is the source of this 3474-nucleotide messenger RNA. RefSeq names its product protein kinase C (gene PKC1). NCBI's taxonomy places the organism in Eukaryota, Fungi, Ascomycota, Pichiomycetes, Serinales, Debaryomycetaceae. The record is from RefSeq and is a predicted model, not a curated record. Gene Ontology annotation, molecular function: diacylglycerol-dependent serine/threonine kinase activity; ATP binding. The transcript has a single exon. Gene Ontology annotation, biological process: protein phosphorylation; signal transduction; fungal-type cell wall biogenesis. The coding region runs from base 1 to 3474 and encodes 1157 amino acids.